AUGGCACCGAGCUUCGCGAGAAGUGUCUUCAAGGAUUCGAGUGAUGCGAGGAUGGCGUCCAGACAAACGCACUUUGCGAGCCUGACGCCUCAAGAACAGACGAGGCAGAACAUGUGGGCACAGACUAUGAUUCAGAGAAUCAACCCUUGCCCUCAAGGCUAUGAGUGGAAUAGGAUAGACGCCCCGUCCGGAUAUCAUUGCAGAGGAAGAAAUCAUUUCAUCUCUGAUGAGCUGCUUGCUGAAGGUAAGGGCGGUAUUUACGUGGUGCCCGGUGGCAAGAUCAAGAAGAUGGAUCCGCUAUGGGGGCCGUACUAU
Messenger RNA from Hyaloscypha bicolor E, 315 nucleotides. RefSeq lists its product as uncharacterized. NCBI's taxonomy places the organism in Eukaryota, Fungi, Ascomycota, Leotiomycetes, Helotiales, Hyaloscyphaceae. The annotation marks the transcript as partial. The record is from RefSeq and is a predicted model, not a curated record. The transcript has a single exon.